This is a messenger RNA of Babesia ovata, 1827 nucleotides long. RefSeq lists its product as uncharacterized. NCBI's taxonomy places the organism in Eukaryota, Apicomplexa, Aconoidasida, Piroplasmida, Babesiidae. The transcript has a single exon. The coding region runs from base 1 to 1827 and encodes 608 amino acids. Gene Ontology annotation, molecular function: histone H3K79 methyltransferase activity. The record is from RefSeq and is a predicted model, not a curated record.
AUGGAUUCUCUUACUCACGGCCAUCACAUGGCUUCUAAACGCGUACACAGCCAUCCGGAGGAGGAAGAUAAUUAUUCAGGAGCUGAUUGCGGCGUUGAUGGGCAUAUCACCUGCGGCGGUUCUAAGCGCCGUCAGGUAGAGGGCCAAAUGUUAGCAGACUUGCAUAAGGUUGAACCCGUCAGCGAGCCAACCGACAUGGCGACGGGCUCUCCAUCGAAUUUGGUGUCGUGCAGCAUAGGCGAUAUUCCUCAACUGCUGAGUCAUAGGCGGUGCCGUUCCGGCGACACCCAACGCACCGUCAGCAGCAACCCCUGCAACGACCCCUUCGAGGAAUACAGCCAGCUCGCUCGUUCAAUAUUCCGGCGCAUCUACUACGACUUAAGCCGCGGCAUCGAAGUCGGCGACAACGGCAUCAGCUACUUGUUCAAGAGCUGCAUCAACGACAUCAGCACUUCAACGUAUGGCAUGUACGGUGAAAUCAGGCCAGCAUGCCUUGCGAAGGUUUGUGAAGAGAUGGUGCGUUUCGGUAUGGAUGAGCGCAGUGUGGUGGUCGACCUGGGAAGCGGGCGAGGUGCCCCAAAUUUUUUGUUUGCGCACCAGGUGCGCGUGUUUGCAUCAAUCGGAAUUGAGUUGUGUCCCGUGAGCUACGGACUCUCAGUUCACAACCUGAUGCACUACCUGAAGUUGGAUGUCGCUAGCGGCAUUAGAGAGCUCACUUCUUUCGGUGGUGUUAAUGUCGGCGAUGUCUUAUCUCCGAUCUCUGAAGUGUUAGCGAAGAAGCUGUCGAGUGUCGAGCCGGAUGAUACGAUGCAGACCCCUCAGCGCAACCGCCUAACGAAAGAUGACAACGAUGACAGCGCCUCCAGUGGCGAACGCACUGCCUUGGGCGUGAAUGACAGCGUGGUGACCAACUAUGAGAGCAGUUCGACGUACGGUGACUCCACGUCGGCAACCCCAACCAAAGACACGGAAAGCUCCAAUGACGACGAAGAAGCAUUCUACCGCGCCAUGCAUCGCAUGUCAGUCACGCCAUCGAAGCUAUCUGUCGCAUUUUGUAAUGAGGACAUUUCUGCUUUCGACCAUUUCGAGGGUGCGUCCCACCUAUACUCGUUCGACAUCGCCAUGGAGAAGGCUCUCGUUAACAACAUUGUGCGCCAGUUUUCCAACACUCGCAGCGCUUGGUUAUUCGCAUCGUUCAAUGGCGACUUAAUUGAGCGUUUCGAGCUGAAAGAUUGCUUUUUGGCGAACCGGAUUCCGUGCCAGAUGUACAAGAGCGGCGAGCGCCGUUUCUGCUACAUAUAUGUGAAGAACAACUGGGAACAGCUGAAGAUGGAGCACGACGCUGCCAUUAGUGAGAUGUUCGGACUUCCACUUCCGACAAACGCCACACCACCUCAGCCCGAGGUUGCCACCACAGGUCGCAAGCUGCGGCCCAGGCGCUCGCGGACUCCUACACGCGGUGGUAAUGCGGCGUCAUCUGACUCGUCUGACACCCCUCUGAAGAGUGCCAAGUCCAUGUUGGUGUCGCAGUUUGACGAGCCUGUGGGUUUGAUCGAGGCCGUUAAAUUGGCAAAAAUGCCUCUGGAGGCUCAGCUCGGCUGGUAUGCGAAAAAAAUUGCGCGCCCCCAGGAAGUAGUGACCCGUUCAAAGGUCGUAAAUAGUACUGAGAGGGUCCGCAUGGGCCUAGCCUCCCAGCGCAGCAAGCUGCUGGAGAUGAUAGCAACCUCGACAGACCCGCGCAACACAGCAAAGUACGUGGGUAUGCUGAAGCGCCACCUGCAGCAGAAGUACAUGCCGACGCGCAGCUUUGCGCCGCCCUCGGCGUAG